UGCCAGCUAGGAAUCAAACCGAAAGUGCUCAGUGCUCCGGCUGGAAGUGGGCCGGGAGUCUGGGCUCCCAGGAGUGGGGAACACAAGCUCUCCCCGGCACCGAGAUCCCAGAGGCAGAUUCCAGCCCCCAUCAGUGCCCACCGACACCGGGCUGGGUGGGGGCAGGUGGGCAGGGUCUGCCGCACCCAUGGGGGGGCAGGACAGGGCCUCAGGCCUGGGUGCUGCCUAGCACCUGGAAAAUGCCCGUGCCCUGGUUCCUGCUGUCCUUGGCACUGGGCCGAAGCCCGGGGGCUGUGGCUCUGGAGAGGCUUGUGGGGUCUCAGGACACAGCCCGCUGUUCUCCGGGCCUCUCAUGCCACCUCUGGGGUGGCGAUGUGCUCUGCCUGCCGGGGAGCGUGGAGCGGACGCCGGGCCCGGUGCUGGAGCCCGCGCACCUGCGCACCGAGCCGGUGCUGCGGUGCCGCGGGGACACCGACUGUGCCCUCUGCGUGCGCGUGGCCGUGCGCCUGGCCGUGCGUGGGCACCGGCAGGAACCUGACGAUGAGGAAGAAUCUGGAGGAGCCCCUGGCGUGGAGCCCGGGGAGUCUAGGAACGCCCCUCUCCAGGCCCACGUGGUGCUCUCCUUCCAGUCCUACCCCACGGCCCGCUGCGUCCUGCUGGAGGUGCGCGUGCCCGCCGCCCUGGCCCGGGCUGGCCGGUCCGUGGGCUCUGUAGUGUUUGACUGCUUUGAGGCCGCGCUGGGGGCUGAGGUGCGAAUCUGGUCCUACACUCAGCCCAGGUACCAAAAGGAGCUCAACCUCACACAGCAGCUGCCCGACUGCAGGGGUCUUCAAGUCCGCGACAGCAUCCAGAGCUGCAGGGCCCUGCCCUGGCUGCAGGUGGCUGCGGACCGCGAGGACGUGCGCCUGGUGCUGGACGUCUCUGAGGAGCAGCGCUUUGGCAUCUUACUGUACUGGAAUCAGGGCCAGGGGGCUUCCAAGCCCCGGUGGCAUAGCAACCUGACCGGGCCUCAGAAUAUCACUGUGAGCCAUGCAGACCUGGUUCCCUGCCUCUGCAUCCAGGUGUGGCCCUCGGAGCCCGACUCUGUCAGAACCAGCUUCUGCCCCUUCAGCAAAGACCCCCGGGCGCUGGGCAACCUCUGGCGCUCGGCCCGUCUCCGCCUGCUGCCCCCGGGGAGCUGGAAGCUGGAGGCGCCGUGUUCGCUGCAGGCCGAGGUGGUGCUGUGUUGGCAGGCACCGGGCGGGGGCCCCUGCCGGCCACUGGUCCCUCCCAUGCCCCGGGAGAAUGUCACUGCGAAUAGGAUCCACGAGUUCCCGUUGCUGAAGGGCCACCCCAACCUCUGUGUCCAGGUGAGCGACUGGGGGAAGCUGCAACUCCAGGAAUGCCCGUGGGCUGACUCCCUAGGGCCCCUCAGGGACGAUGUGCUACUGGUGGAGACCCGAGGCCCACAGGACAGCAGGGCACUCUGUGCUUUGGAACCCCAUGGCUGUACCCCACUGCCUAGCAGCGCCUCCACGAGGGCGGCUCGCCUUGGGGAGCAGUUGCUGCAAGACUUGCAUUCAGGCCAGUGUCCGCAGUUGUGGGAUGAUGAGCUGGGAGCACUGUGGGCCUGCCCCAUGGACAAAUACAUCCACAGGCCCUGGGCCCUGGUGUGGCUGCUCUGCCUGCUCUUUGCUGCUGUGCUUUUCCUCCUCCUCCUCCUCCUCCUCCGAAAGGGCCCUGUGAAAGCGGCCCCCGGGGGCCGCGCUGCCCUGCUCCUCCACGCGGCGGACGGCGCGGGCUUCGAGCGCGCGGUGGGCGCGCUGGCCUCGGCGCUGUGCCGGCUGCCGCUGCGCGUGGCCGUGGACCUGUGGAGCCGCCGGGAGCUGAGCGCGCAGGGCCCCCUGGCCUGGUUCCACGCGCAGCGGCGCCAGACCCUGCAGGAGGGCGGCGUGGUGGUGCUGCUCUUCUCGCCGGGGGCCGUGGCGCUGUGCCGCGAGUGGCUGCAGGAUGGGGCGGGGGCCCCCGAGGCCCGCGGCCCCCACGACGCCUUCGCCGCCUCGCUCAACUGCGUGCUGCCCGACUUCCGGCAAGGCCGGGCUCCCGGCCGCUACGUCGUGGCCUGCUUCGACGGACUGCUGCGCCCGGACGCCGUGCCCGCCCCGUUCCGCGCCGUGCCCGUCUUCUCCCUGCCCUCCCAGCUGCCCGGCUUCCUGCGCUCCCUGCAGGGGCCCGGCGCCUCCCGCUCCGGGCGGCUCGCGGAGAGGGCACAGCAGGUGGCCCGGGCCCUUCAGCCCGCCCUGGACAGCUGCCUCCGGCCCCCAGGAGCCCCCGGGAGGGAGGCGGCACCCGAAUAAAGCACAGCUGUCUUUGCAUCACGGCGGCCCCGCGGAGUCUCUCCGGCCCAACCCUCGGCCCUCCAGCCCCGGGCCCUUUAAAGCCGCAGCCGGCGUAGGCCGGCCUUGUCUCUAAUUGGCUAGGGCGGGGUGACGUCACGGCGCACGGCCAGCCACCAUUGGCUGCGGGUGGGCCCCGCCCCGGCCAGCU
This is a messenger RNA of Perognathus longimembris pacificus (Pacific pocket mouse), 2526 nucleotides long. RefSeq names its product interleukin 17 receptor C (gene Il17rc). Lineage: Eukaryota; Metazoa; Chordata; Mammalia; Rodentia; Heteromyidae. Gene Ontology annotation, molecular function: interleukin-17 receptor activity. The record is from RefSeq and is a predicted model, not a curated record. Bases 240 to 2336 code for a protein of 698 amino acids. The transcript is spliced from 18 exons.